Schistosoma haematobium is the source of this 6852-nucleotide messenger RNA. Its product is annotated as Acetyl-coenzyme A synthetase, cytoplasmic. Lineage: Eukaryota; Metazoa; Platyhelminthes; Trematoda; Strigeidida; Schistosomatidae. The record is from RefSeq and is a predicted model, not a curated record. Gene Ontology annotation, molecular function: AMP binding; acetyl-CoA synthetase activity. The coding region runs from base 4276 to 5757 and encodes 493 amino acids. The transcript is spliced from 8 exons.
GAGGGAUUUUCGUGAUUAAUAUUUUACUUUUACUUUAUUAAGUAGAUUGUCUAGUUAUCGGUGUUAAUGGCUCGGAGACUUUCAAAAGUUGCGUUACUCGUUGGACCUAAGCACACGACCUUGGUUAAUACCGUUAGGCUUGUAGACAGGUUACUUAUCCAGUCUUUUGGAUUCAUUCAUUUUGUGCUCUAAUCAUAAAACUUCUGGGAAAGAAAUCGCGCGAAAGUUAUGAGUGUUGUUACACCUAGUGAUUUAAUCAGAGAAUCUGCCCAUGUUAAGUCAGCAGAAGAACACAAAUUAUUGUCUGACAAAGCAUUAUGCAAUCCUAAGGAAUUUUGGUUGGGAUAUGCAAUGAAGUUUCACUGGCAUUCACCUCCUUCAUUCGGAAAAUGUCUUAGUUACAAUUUCGAUUGCCGUAAAGGACCUAUUUUUGUUAAAUGGUUUGAGGAUGGAUGCACAAAUAUUUGCUACAAUAUCUUGGAUCGCAAUGUUGACCGUGGUUUUGACGAUAAAGUGGCAAUUUUAUGGGAAGGCAACGAUCCAAAUGAUACAAAUCGUUUGACGUACUCUGAAAUGUUGACCAAGGUCAAAAGAAUUGGUAAAAUGCUCGCGAAUCUCGGUAUUAGAAAGGGAGAUUGUGUUGCCAUUUAUAUGCCUAUGAUCCCAGAGCUCCUGAUGACUAUGUUAGCAUGUGCUCGUAUUGGUGCUGUACAUACUGUUGUAUUUGGUGGGUUUUCCGCCUGUGCUCUUGCCGAUCGAAUUAUCGAUGCCAAGUAAUAUAGUAUUUCCAACAGCUUUUUUUAAAUAUUGUACUUCUAGUAUUAUGUAUUAGUCAAAAUAGCUUCAUUAUUUCUGAAACUUAUAUAAAACUGAUACCAACUCCACUGGGGCUAGAUUUAGGAGUUUUGAUGAAUCUGGCUUGUUGUCCAGUGUAACACUUAGUCCAAAGGUUGGAGGCUCUAACAUGGACUUUACUAUAAAGUGUCAAGUGUUCAAGGAUAGCUUUUCGCAAACUGAAGUCAUAAGUUAUUUUAUUUGUUUUUAUUUUAACACAUAGAUAUUGGUACAAGGAGGCACCAUAUACAUAUGCGCCACACAGAUCUCAUUUGAUAUGUGUGAGGGCUGUGAUACUGACCGGGUAGACUCUCCAUGUCCACCAACAAGGUUAAAGCGCUGGACAUUCGCUUUUCGUCCUCUCAAUUUCCUAAACAACACACGUGAUGCGAGAAGGCAGUGAGUAGGACUUCCCUGGCAGAGGCUAUAUACGCGUGGCCAUGUGAGAGUAUUUCGAGAGGGAGAGCGAACUCUCCUCACUCUCGGCCGUACCAGGGGAUUUGGGGGCGAAGUCAUAAACACCCGUUGGACAUAUAGAAAAUAGGUUUAGAAAGGUGGUGUUAACUAAACCGGAAACAUUUAGAUACUAGUAAUUCAGUUGUCAAUGGAGAUUUGCUGGGACUGGCACUUCCAUGCUGCCCACACCAAGGAACAAUAUUACUCACUUGUAUCAUUACAUGAAGUAAGCUAGACCAUUGGAUUCGUAUAGGAGCUACUUUUGAAAAGGAAGAUAAUAAAUGUAUUCCUUUUUGAAUUUCUGUGGGUUCUUAUGACAAAUAUGUUUAAAAGCCACUAAGCCUACAUAUCCGUUUUAUAAGUGAUUUUUCUUCAACUGUCUUGUGUCAUCACUAGACAGUUCUAAUAAUGGGGUUUCUGGUACGAUAUUCGUAAUAUAUUUGAUCCCUUCGAAAUUUUAGGGCUUUUUGUCUAAUUAUUGUACAUGGACAAAAUAUUGUUUUUCAGACAGGUUGAAGUUUUUUGAUAAAGUUUAAAAAUAUUUUGACUUCCACCAAGUAAAACCACAGCACUUCGGUCAUCUAGAUAAUGUAUCUUGGUGUACUGCAUCCUUUAUCAAGCAGUUAUUAGUGUCUUUUGUUAUCCAGUACAUAUGAUAUUUAAUUCAGGGUCAAUCACUGACUGAAUAAAUUACAUACACAUGUAGACGCAACUAUAUAAGGGGUGCUAAAAAAGGAUCUCCAAAAGAUUUUCCGAGCACAAUCCUAGAUGACUGUUCUUGAAAAAGGUAAAAUACUCAGUGGAGUUAUUAACAAGGUGAUGAAGCAUAAAGUCGUGACUCGGUGUCCGAAAGCUGAUGAUGAUAUUCACUCUCCCUAUACACAAGCGCAGCUACGCAAGAGAAGAAACGAAGAGUAGGGAAGGAAGUUUAUUUUGGUAGGUCGAAUCGAUUGAAUAUAGACUUAUAUAUGGGUCUCAUCCCUUGAAAAUGAAAACAAUUCCUUGGUCAAUCAUGUGCACCUACCGUUCGGCGAUUUCUGAUUGGCCAAAAAUUUUGGAAAUAGAUAUCUCCAAAGGUUUAAAAAUAAUUAGCAAGCAACACAAAAUGUACUUUAUCUUAAGAAAAUCAUCUCCAUCAUGUAUUUCCAACACAUCAUGCAUACAGAAAGAAAGAAGGUUGAAGUUGUCGUUUAUCUAAUUAAAAUGUGCUGUCUGGAAACAAUCUCACUCAUUACAUAAUUCUUUUUUUCUCACAAAUCCACCUACAGUCAGCUACAACAUGGGACCAGGCACAUAUAUACAUCGGUCAAAGUUGCUACACCUCAUUAACACAACAAGAUGAACACCAAAUUCAUAGAAGCAGUUACUUCAUUGGUUGUAAUAUAUAAAAGAAAGAUUGCAUAUAAGGAUAUAAUACAGUAAGAAAAAAUUAGUUCGUAGAAAGGUAUAAGGCAGUUUUAAUCUCACGGCUUAAAGGAAGAUAAAGAGUGUAUACACCUACGCCAUUGUGAUCGAUUCUAAGCCACAUCACCCAGUCUCCAACGGUUAGUUAUGAUAGUCACGCGGACUUCGACCAAGUAAUCUUCAUCUAUCAACAUGGCUUAGACCGGAAGUUAGUGACUUCAAGGACUGAUGCCACGUUUUGGUUUGGCCGCCCCUAAUCUUAAUCGUUCAAUUUCUUGUGUUUAUUUAUUUAUUACCGGUUACUUCACUUUAUUUGAUAUGUCUAGAUUAUAUACAAAAUAAAUAUGGAUCAUUUUCAAUUAUGAUAUAUAACGUUUCUUUUUACAUCUUCUCUUCCUUUAUUUUCUCUGAUAUGCCGAGCAAUGGGUUAGUCGACUAGAGUGUGAAUGAUAUACAAACUUAAAUUUUCGUUCAACGUUACUUCCAUUUUAAUUUAAUAUGAUGAUUACUCUGUAAUAUUUGUCUUAUUUUCAGGGUAAUAUUUUGUUCAAUACAACGUUGAGUAUAUUUCAGUGUUAUGUUUCUUCGGGGCAGUAUCCUUUGUAUCAAUUAAAUGUGAACUUUGUUCAGUAUGACAUGUAGCUUGAGUUUUUGUAGUAAUUCUGUGUAUUUCUCCUAUACGUAAUAGUUGUUAACUAAUCAUGAAAUGUGAGUAAAAUUGACAUGUAGAUGAGUGUAUUCAUGUAUCAUUUUGAUUUAUUUUGGAGGCUCAGUAAAUCCUUAUCAUCAGUCUAUGUGUCCUCAAUAGGGGAAUUACAGUGUUCUUUCUCUUCUCCUUCCUAUCCUCUUACCUCUUCCUCUCUCUUCUGUAUCUUCUGACUUUCUGUCCCAUCUCAAUUUUGUUAAUUAAAUUAUUUCAACGAUUUAUUGUUUAUAAUCGUUAUUAUUCGUUGCUUAAUUAUGUUCUGUCUUUUCAGCUGAUUAUUCAUCACUAAGAUUGGAGGGUUAUGAAGAUUCUCUAGUUAAAAUCAUGAACUGAUCUUAGUUAAACAGCCGCUGAAAACUAACAAACACUGGGCUGCCGUUCCGUAUAGAAUGACUCAGGGGUCUAUAAGCUAAGCGUUCGCGCGCGUGAUUGGAGUCCUGGGUUCGACCUCUGGUGAUGAGUUUUGGAUACAUACUGAUGAGAAGUACCAUAGCAGUAGAAGAUAGUUGUCCAGGGCUUCGUAGUUUUCAAUAGUUGUUUAACUACAAUUAGUACGUGAUAUUAGCCAUUAUGAGAAAUCGUCAAAAUAGAGUGAUUCAAAUGUAUUUAUUCAACAUUUUUCUGUUAAAAAAUUACAUAUUUCUUUUUUCCCUAAAUUCUGUAAUUUGUUUCGUUUAUGCGCAUUGAUUUAAUAUUUGAACUGUGCAAAUUUCGCUUAGUAGAAUUGUUACCUCAGUAUAUUUAUUAUAUCGAAGUAAUAAAAAAUCUCUUACCUAUUUUUAUUUCUUUUAAUCAGAUGUAGCAUUCUUAUCACUGCUGAUGGAACAUGGAGAGGGUCGAAACUUAUUCAACUUAAAUCAAUUGCGUCUACUGCAAUGGAUAUGUGUGAAGAUAAAGGAUAUUUUAUCCAACGAUGUGUUGUAUUUCAACAUGUUACUGCUUUUCCCUCUAAAUCCACUAAUGGAAUCAGUAAUAAUGUUGAAAGUAAAGAUGGCGUUCGACCCGCUUCAAUGCUUGAUGUUCCAUUGAAGGAUGGUCGUGAUUAUUGGUGGCAUGAUAUAAUCAGUACUAUUCCUGAAAAUACUGAUUGUCCUGUAGAAUGGGUGAAUUCAGAAGAUCCGUUAUUUAUACUUUAUACAAGUGGCAGCACAGGCCGACCGAAAGGUGUUGUACACACCACAGGUGGCUACAUGGUUUAUACAGCUACAACAUUCUUCUACACGUUCGAUUAUCAUGAAGAUGAUAUAUAUUGGUGUACUGCUGAUGCCGGUUGGAUAACAGGUCAUUCAUACGUUGUAUAUGGACCAUUAUUAAACGGUGCUACAAGUGUAAUAUUUGAAGGUAUUCCAACUUGGCCUGAUCCGGGUCGAUAUUGGUCUAUCGUAGAUCGAUAUAAAGUGACAAAAUUCUAUACAGCUCCAACAGCAAUUCGUACGUUAAUAAAAGCUGGUGAUCAAUACGUCCAAUGUUAUGAUCGUACAUCAUUAAAAGUUCUUGGAAGUGUUGGUGAGCCAAUCAAUGUAUCUGCUUGGGAAUGGUAUUAUAAUGUUGUGGGUAAUGGUAGAUGUUCAAUUGUAGAUACAUUUUGGCAAACAGAAACUGGUGGACAUAUGCUUACUUCAUUACCUGGAGCAAAUAUAAUGAAACCUGGUUGUGCUACUAAACCAUUCUUUGGCAUUGAUGCUCGAAUAUUAUCUGAGAGUGGUGAAGAUUUAACAGAAAAUUCAAAAACACUAGGUAUCAAUGUAGAAGGUUAUUUGGUCUUUGCUAAACCAUGGCCUGGUAUGAUGAGAACAAUCAAUAAUAAUUAUGAAUUAUUUGAAUCAGUUUAUUUUAAACGUUUUCCUGGUUAUUAUGUUGCUGGUGACGGUUCUGUGUUAGAUAAAGAUGGAGAUUUUUGGAUAACAGGUCGUUUAGAUGAUAUGCUGAAUGUUAGCGGUCAUCUUAUUAGUACAGCAGAAGUAGAAAAUGCUCUUCUAUUAGAUCCAAAUGUUAGUGAAGCUGCUGUUGUCGGUCGAAAACAUCCAGUUAAGGGUGAAUGUUUAUAUUGUUUUGUUACAUUGAAAGAUUCUAUACUAAAUGAUCAUAUGAAUGGUUUCAUGAAUGGUGAUAUAAUUACACAGGAAAUGAAAUCAGAAUUAUGUCAAAUGAUUCGAACAAAAAUUGGACCAUUUGCUACUCCAGAUUACAUACAGAGUGCACCUAUAUUGCCAAAAACACGUAGUGGUAAAAUUAUCCGACGUAUAUUACGUAAAAUAGCUAAUGAAGAUUAUGAUUUUGGUGAUACAUCAACUUUAUUGGAUUAUUCUUGUUUAGAGACUUUAAUUAAAUUAUCAAAAUUUGUCAUAAAUACAUAAUUGAAUGUGUUUCCCUCAGUUUUGUUGUUGAUCUUCUUUUUAUCUCUUUUAUUUUCUUCAAAACUGUGUGACAAUCACACAGAUGAAAAUUAGUAAUGAUACAUUCAAUAUGCCUUUAUAUUAUUAUUAUUAUUAUUAUUAUUAUUAUUAUUAUUAUCAUUUACAUUGAAGUGUUUAUUCGCUCAUUGUUAUUAUUUUUCUAGUUAAAUAACAAUUUUUGUAAUUCAUUCUUUCUUUUGUCAUAUCAUGAAUUGAAUGUUUUGUCUUCAAUGUGUUUAUUAACUUAUCUGUUUAUCUUUUAUUAUGGUUCACUGUUGUCAGUUGUAUUAUUAUUGUUAACAUUGGUGUUCUUGUUGCUACAGUUACACAGGACUUAUGUGAACUGUGCAACUUUUCAUAGAUAUUAGUCUAUUUAUGUGAAUCUCAUCACUUCUAUUGUUACUAUUUAUUGUGUACUUACUUUUCUGUUGAAAUGUCUCCGUUUCCAUAUAUAUAUAAUUACAUGCUAAUAUUACUACUACUAGUACUACUACGAUUAUUAUUAUUAUCUUUAUCAUUGCAAUCCUUUCCUCCCCCCUCCCCCCCUCUUGAUCAAGUAGUAAGGUUGUGGGCUUUUAUUACUUAUUGUCCUUUUUCUAGGAAUUCAUUUUUCCGAACUUGACUAGCCGUUUAUUACUUAGUUCUAUAUUGUUACCAGCUUUUUUUUUACUUCACCUACUACCAUCCAUGACAACUUUGUUUAUUUUUCUUAUGUGACACCUGUUUUUUUCUCCACCUCGAAAUGAUCAAUUCAAAUAUUCGUCAAGUAAACUGUAUUACUAUUAGUGUUAUUAUUCAGCAUUUUUUCUCCGCCAGUUUUUUUUAUUCUCUCUACAAUAUUUUGGAGCAGAAAUCUCACGGUUGUGACUAUUGUUUCAGUUACUAUUCAUUAUUACUGUUAUUUUUAAACUGAAAAAGGGACAAUAUUACAAUCCCUUCUGUUGUUAUUACAAAAUAACUACUUAAUUAUACCUGUGUUCAUUUUGAGUACAGUUUUAGUUGCUACAUUAAUACUAAUUGUGUUAGUUGUGGUUGACCACAUUUGUAGAUAGACAG